AACCGAUCAAUCAACCAGGGAAUGACUCACCUGUUACACUUACUCCAUCGGUAGCUGCACCAUCCUUGGAAGUUACUGGUCAAAACUCAAUAAUUGCUUCUGCCAUUGAUAACACUAAAGAAACAAUUAAUAUUUGUGCAAAAAUUCAAAUACCACUGUUAUCAUCACGAACUAAUAAACGAUCAAAUUCAUUAGAUGCAGUUCAUCAAGCGGAAAAGACAUGUAUUCUUAGACCUGUAAAACGACGUCAAAAAUAA
This is a messenger RNA of Rotaria sordida, 257 nucleotides long. NCBI's taxonomy places the organism in Eukaryota, Metazoa, Rotifera, Eurotatoria, Philodinida, Philodinidae. The record is from the annotation of a GenBank genome assembly.